Molecule: messenger RNA, 7638 nt
Organism: Vicia villosa (hairy vetch)
Lineage: Eukaryota; Viridiplantae; Streptophyta; Magnoliopsida; Fabales; Fabaceae
Product: DNA glycosylase/AP lyase ROS1-like
Exons: 20
Coding region: 600-7373 (2257 amino acids)
Biological process (GO): base-excision repair
Molecular function (GO): DNA demethylase activity; 4 iron, 4 sulfur cluster binding; DNA N-glycosylase activity
Source: RefSeq, a predicted model, not a curated record
GCAUUCGGAAAGAACCCUGUUAUGUUCAGUUAUGAUAUAAAUAUAAAAGAGAGAAUAAUUUUAUAUAAAUGGGUGCAGCUAUACACCUUGAUCUCGUCUUAGAGUUUAUAUAUGAAUUACCCUAGUCUUGAGGUUAACAAUUUUGUGUUCUUUCUCUUCUCUCUUUUGGAGGCUGAACUCAUAGUGUAACUAUGUCAUCAGAUCUCCAUUGACUCUGUAACUACCUUCCCAUGAAUUUCUCCUAUUCUCUGUUUUUGUUGGCAGCAUAGGAAAGGAGAAGAAGAAGCGGAGUUCCCAAAGCCAACAAUCAGAAUCAGAAUCACCAUUUUUUUUUCACAAAAUCGUUUUUUGUUUAAUUAGCUUAAAUUAUUCAAAAACCUAUCAGCAAUUACUGAGUAGUUACGAGCUUAAUCUGUCGCCAGUUAUGUUGCAAAGGUUCAUGAUUCAUCUUGUUAAUGCAAAUUCCGAAGAUUGAUCAAAUUUUUCCCUUUAUCGAAAAAUUGAGCUCCGUCAACUGUUCUGAGAUAGGCCCACUUGCCAAUUUCCAAUUUUUUUUAAUUUAAAAAAAAAAAAAUCAGUUUUUUAGGUGAAUUGUGAAAAUGGAGGUUGGUGAAAUGGGUAGAAAGGAACCAGAAUCAGAGAUUCCAUGGAUUCCUACAACCCCUGCUAAGCCAAUUCUACCAAAAUCUGUUCCGAUCUGCACUCCAGUGGAGGGAAACAACCAAACCCAUCAUCAUGGCAAUGGAGCAGUUGCAUGUUCUGAAUUCUCAAAUGGGUCAGAGAAAAACAGAGAACCUUGUCAUGGAUCAGUAUCUGUGGCUACAGUUGCAGACAUUGCAGGUGAUAAUGGCAAAAUAUGUGAAAAGAUUGAUUCUGGUAAUAAUGUUUCAUGUUGGAGUGAGCUAGGUAGUUCUGCCGAAUUCAUGUUUCCGACAGAAGUAGCUUCGUCGAAUUCAAAUUCUUAUGUAGCGCAGCUCGGAAACAAUAAUGGAUUGAAUGAUCUAUUUGGUCCUUCAGUUGUCCUUAAUAAUUCAAGGGUUCCUCAAGAAACAUCCGACAAUGCUUGCUGUAGCAAGAGAACUUCCCCGGGUGACCCUGCCGAGAUGCUUGAUAAGGAUGGACCCUCACUGAACAAUGAGGUAUGCGAACUUGUUGUGGAACUUAAUGGCGCUUCUUCACCGUUGAAGGAGAAUCACAACCCAGCUGAAGGGAGCAGCCUCUGUACGGGUCUGAAUAAAACACCAGAAAAAAAGCCGAGGAGAAAAAAGCACCGGCCCAAGGUCAUUAGAGAAGGCAAACCCAAAAGAACUCCGAAACCAGCUACCCCAAAGCCUGCGCAAUCAAAAGGAAACAUAACUGGCAAAAGGAAGUAUGUGAGGAGAAAGGAAUUGAACAAAACUCCUACUCCUGCAACAGAAGUGACCGGAGAAGUCGCAGAAAAAGUACCUGAAGCUGCCGAAAUGUCAUGUAAAAGGUCCUUAAAUUUUGAAAUAGGUACAGAAGAUGAGAGUUCUGCAGGCAGAGGAAAUACAACUUCACUUCUAAACAAAGAAAAUGGUGUAGCCGUACAAGAAACAAAUAUUGACCUUGUUUGUGAUUUAAACACUUCGGUUAAGCAUGCAUCAAACAGUUUCAUGCCAUUACCAAAAGGUACACAAGUCCUAGAUACAUCUUCACAAAGCACCCACCCUGAGGCAAAGCCAAAAGAAAACCCAACUGGCAAGAAGCGUGUGAGAAGGAAAUUGAACAAGUCUCCUGAUCCUCCAACAGAAGUGACAGGUGAACUGACUACAGAAAAGAUGUUUGAAUUGGCCCAACCACCCUGUAUAAUUUCCACAAAUUUCAACAAAGGAGGAAUGGAAGAGAGUUCUGCUGUCAAAGAGAAUGUAGUCGUAGAGGGAACAUAUCCAGAUCUUGCUUAUGUGAGAAGGCCGGGAUUAAAUAAGUCUUCUACUCCUACUGAAGUAUCCGGAGACUUGGCUGGAAAAACGAUGUCAGAAUCUGCAAAAAAUUCUUGUAGAAAGUCCUUAAAGUUUGAUGGAGGAGAAAGAGCUGAAAGUUCUGCCAGCGGAGAAAAUGCAAUUGUACAUCCGUGUAUAGAAACUGGUACAGAACUACAGGAAAUUGAGGUAGGCAUUGCCUAUGAUGUGAAGGCUCUCAUGAAGCAGGCAGCAGAAAAUAAUUACCCAUCAAUUUGUAAUAAUGAACAUACCCUAACUGUGCAUCCGUGCAAAGAAACUGGUGCAGAAUUGCAGAAUAUUGAUGUAGUCCUUGCCGAUGAUAUAGAGCAUUUCGUGAAGCAGGCAGCAGAAAGCAAUUACAUGUCAUCUUUUAAUAAUGAACAAACCCUAAGUACGUCCCCUUCAAAAACUAAUUCUCCCGAGGAAAAGCCAAGAGGAAACCUGACAGAAAAUACGUAUCAGAGAAGAAAACGGUUGAACAAGUCUCCUACUUGCCAAACAGAAAUGACAGGAGGACUGACUGGGGUGUUGAUGCCAGAAUCUAAAGAAACAACAAUGAGUAGGUUCUCAGAUUUUGAUAUGGCUAUGAAAGAUGAAAGUUCUGCUCAAAGACAAAUUGUAAAUGUGCAAAUGGACGAUGUGGUAAAGGAAACACCCGCAGGCCUUGCUUAUGAAGAGACUUGGAUGAAGCAGGCAUUGCAUAGUUACAUACCUGAAGGUGAAGGGAAGUGUGUGAGAAAGAAGAGAUCGGGCAGGAAGCUUACUCCAAAAAAUAAGGCAGGUGAAUUGACUAAACCAAUUAUGUCUGAACCUACCAUAAUAUCGUGUAGAAUGUCCAUAAAUUUUGACACAGGAGGAAGAGAUGAAAGCAGUAUGUGCAAUGAAAGCCUCACCAAUGAUCAAAACACCUUGGCAAAAGAGAUAGUACAUAAUUACACAUCGUUAUCUGAAAACACACAAGCUCCAAGUAUAUGUCUUCCAAAAAGCAAAUUUCUUGAGGUGAAGCAGAAUGCCAGGAACAAAAAUAAAAGAAAGAGUCUUGCAGAGGCAGAGGAUGGAAACAACGGUAAUGCUCAGGCUUCAACAGUAAAGUUAAAAAUGGUUGGUUGCGAGAGAGAGCAAUCUGAAACCACUGAAAGAGCAGAUAAUGGUCAAGCUUCAGCAGUAAACUUACAAAUGGAAAUGGUUGGUUGCGAGGGAGAGCAUUCUGGAACCAAUGGACAUGCAGAUAAUAGCAGUAUGAAUCUGAUUGGGGCACAAUAUAAUGGAUUGCACUCAUACCAGUCAAAUACAUGUCUUCCAAAAUGCAAUCCUCCUGGAAGGAAGCGGAAUGCCAGGAACAAAAACAAAAGAAAGGGUCUUGCAGAGGUUGAUGAUGGAAACAUCAGCAAUGGCCGGGCUUCAACUGUAAAUUUACAAAUGGUUGGUUGCGAGAGAGAGCAUUCUGGAACCACUGAACGUGCAGAUAACAGCAGCGUGAAUCUGAUUGGGGCACACUCUAAUGAAUUGCACGCAUACCAGUCAAAGUUUUCACUUCAGUUUCCAAAUAUCCAGAAGAAAAGGAGAACUGGAAAGGGAAAAACUCCUAACACUCAUAUUACAUCUUCUGUGAUUGCCAAAGAGGGAGUACCACUAAUAUACGCUCAUGAAGAUGCUCAAGUGCAUCCUUAUGCAUCAAACCACAGCUCCUGGAUGUAUGGUUUGGGAUAUAAUGCAGUUGUACGCCGAAUCAUAAAUGAAUCUAGAGAAAAUUAUAUUCAUAAUACUCAAACAUUUGAUGAGUUCAGAAUAUCUUUAAGAAGGAUGGCAGAAAUAUCUCAAUUACCAAAUCAAACUUGUGAUUAUAAUUCUCUAAUGAGAAUUAGAAACUGUAUUGAACCAAAUUACAAUGCAAAACAACUGGACUAUUCAGACCGGCAAACAAUACGAGAAGCAGAAAGACCACAAGACAUGCCUGUGUCAUGUGCAAAAAAGAAGCGAAAUAGAAAGAGAAGUGUUCUUUCCAGUUCAACACAUCCUAACAAAGAUGAGAUGCAACAGUGCCAUAAUUCUGCAUUGGGAAAUCACCACCUGACACUGGUGAAACCAGGUACUGCUCGCCGAGUAAUGCGGAAAAUAAUGCAUAAUGUUGAAGCAUUAACAGAGCAAUUUAGACGGCUAAACAUAAACACGGGAGGGAAAGAACUUGCCUUAUAUGGGCAGACUGCACUUGUUCCCUUUCAGGGCUCAUUUGAACCCAUCAAAAAACAGCGCCCACGACCUAAAGUUGAUCUUGAUGAGGAGACUGAUAGAGUAUGGAAGCUUUUGCUGUUAGAUAUAAACCAUGAUGGGGUUGAUGGAACAGAUGAAGAAAAGGCCAAAUGGUGGGAAGGAGAACGUAAUGUGUUCCGUGGACGAGCAGAAUCAUUUAUUGCACGGAUGCAUCUUGUACAAGGAGACAGGCGAUUUUCUCGAUGGAAAGGAUCGGUUGUGGAUUCAGUAGUGGGAGUUUUUCUCACUCAAAAUGUCACAGACCAUCUUUCCAGUUCUGCGUUCAUGUCACUUGCUGCUCGAUUUCCCAAAAAGUCAGGCAGCAUGUGCGGAGAAGGCACGAGCCAGGCAGUCAAUAAACAACAAGUGUGUGUGGUGGAACCAGAAGAGAACACCGAAUGUGAUGUAAACUUAUUGAAUCAAUCUGUUUGCAACCAAAGCUCUAUGACAGUAGAUAUAGUUGAGCAUUCUGGAGAAAAAACUGUCAACUGCAAUGAUUCCUGCAGAAUUACAAGUAGCCCAAUUAGCUUAACAGAUGAAUCGAACUGCAAACGAACAGAAUCACCUCAGAGAAAUAUUACAGAAUGCCACAGCCCAAUGGUGGUGAUUGAGGACAGGGAAGAAAAAUCAUGUCAUGAUGGUACAGGGAAAGAGUUAAAUGACAUUGUUUCAUCUCAAUCCUCUGUCAUUUCAUCUCAAAUAUCUGGAGAUUUUUCAAAUUAUCAAAAUCCUGAGAAGAUAGGAUCAUGCUCAGAUAGCAACUCAGAAGUUGAAGAUCUGUCAAGCACAGCAAAAUACAACACUUGUGGUUCCUUCUCUAAGCUUCUUGAAAUGGUAAGUUCAACCAAGUUUUCUGAAGUUAACAGUCAAAGAAGCAAAUCAAUUGAGAACAUGAGAGAUGACAAUGCAACAGAAAGCUGGAAAAAAUCAAAUGUCACUCAAAACUCUUUAAGAGAAUCCAUCAUUCCGUCCCAUGAACAUAAUUUGAAACUCACACUCAACUUAGGAGCUCAUCAAGUUAACUGCUCUGAUCCUCUCAACACAGAAGCUUUGUCAAGUGGCAUCUUAAAGAAUAAAGAUGAAAAUGAGAUGAAUACACUUAGUUUUCAAACAGACGAAUCUGCAGGCUCUGUUGCAGUCACUCAUUCACAUAAUGCAUCUCAAGUCCAUCCUCGGGAACAGAGUAAUCACAUGCAGCAAAGCCUUUUUGACAUUGCUGGACAAACUCUUGAUCUGAUUCAGAAAGAGAGGGAUUUAAAUUUUGGUAAUCACAAAGAUGUUGUGAGGAGUGAAACCAAUGAGAUAACUUCUGACCCAAUAAAGUUAAAGACCAAAAAUCAACUAAAGGAGGAAAAGGAACAAUUUGACUGGGAUAGUUUACGAAGAAAAGCACAAGCUAAGGCUGGGAAAAGAGAAAAGACAGAAGACACCAUGGAUUCCUUAGACUGGGAUGCCGUGAGAUGUGCAGAUGUUGGUGACAUUGCUAAUACAAUCAAAGAACGAGGCAUGAACAACAGGCUUGCCGAGCGUAUUCAGAAAUUCCUGAAGAGACUGGUUGAUGAUCAUGGAAGCGUUGACCUCGAGUGGCUGAGAGACGUUCCACCUGACCAAGCAAAAGAGUAUUUGCUAAGCGUGAGAGGACUGGGAUUAAAAAGUGUGGAGUGUGUGCGCCUGUUAACGCUGCACCAUCUUGCCUUCCCGGUAGAUACAAAUGUUGGACGUAUAGCAGUACGCUUGGGAUGGGUACCUCUCCAACCACUGCCCGAGUCACUACAGUUGCAUCUCCUUGAAAUGUACCCGGUGUUGGAGUCCAUACAAAAGUAUCUCUGGCCUCGAUUGUGCAAGCUAGAUCAAAAAACAUUGUAUGAGCUACAUUACCAGAUGAUUACAUUUGGAAAGGUCUUCUGUACAAAAAGCAAACCAAAUUGCAAUGCAUGCCCAAUGAGAGCAGAAUGCCGACACUUUGCUAGUGCAUUUGCAAGUGCAAGGCUUGCCCUGCCUGGACCAGAGCAGAAGAGUAUAGUAAUUGCAGCUGGAAAUAGUGCGCCAGAUGAAAACCCACCUGUAGUCAUGAGUCAGUUGCAGUUGCCUCUUGCUGUGAAUACAAACCAAGUGGAAGAAAUUCCCGAAACAGAAGUUAGCGGACAACUGGCAAGAUCUGAAGUAAAUAUCUGCCAACCUAUCAUUGAAGAGCCGACAACUCCAGAGCCAGAAUGUUCGGAACAAAUACUAAGUGAUAUCGAAGAUGCCUUCUACGAAGACCCAUGUGAAAUUCCUACCAUUAAACUUAACAUAGAGGAGUUCACUAUGAAUUUACAAAACUAUAUGCAACAAAACAUGGAACUUCAAGAAGGUGAAAUGUCUAAGGCUCUGGUUGCUUUGAAUCCAGAGGCUGCCUCCAUUCCUGUGCCCAAGCUAAAGAAUGUUAGCCGAUUGCGAACAGAGCAUUGUGUUUAUGAACUCCCGGAUACGCAUCCUCUUCUGGAAGGGUGGGACAAGCGAGAACCUGAUGAUCCUGGCAAAUAUCUUCUUGCUAUAUGGACUCCAGGAGAGACAGCAGAUUCAACACAGGCACCUGAAUGCAAAUGCAGAUCUCGCGAAGAAUUAGGACAACUCUGCAAUGAGAAGGAGUGUUUCUCAUGCAACAGUUUCCGUGAAGCAAAUUCACAGAUAGUUAGAGGGACACUCCUGAUACCGUGUCGAACAGCUACGCGUGGGAGCUUUCCAUUAAAUGGCACUUAUUUCCAAGUCAACGAGGUAUUUGCUGAUCAUGAGUCGAGCCUUAAUCCUGUUAGUGUUCCCCGAAGUUGGAUCUGGAACCUCAAUAGGAGAACAGUCUAUUUUGGAACCUCCACAACAUCAAUAUUUAAAGGUUUAUCAACACAAGAAAUUCAACAAGCCUUUUGGAGAGGGUAUAUCUGUGUGCGAGGGUUUGAAAGGAAAUUGCGAACACCGCGUCCUCUGAUGGCUAGACUACACUUCCCAGCUAGCAAAUUGGCCAAAGCCAAAGAGAAGACAAAAAAAGAGUCAACUCCAGCAAAGGAAUCACAAGUACCAAAACCGGCGAAGAAAUCACAAGAACCGAAACCGAAUCCUGAACAGCCUGAACAGCCUGAACUGAUUACAAACGGUCACAGCCUUCAGGAGAAAGGAACAGCCUGAAGUCUACAAUAGUCUGUAGUAUCGUGUUGCCUAGUAACUUGUGUGUAAAAUGAUAAUGACAAAGUCAUUAUUUAGUCUUAAGCUGCGUGUUUUUAUCAUCAUUAUAUGGACAAUUCGUUUUUCUUUCUGUCAAGGUUAUUAGGUUAUUUAUAAUGUAUCAUCAGUAGCACCAUAAGUCCAUGUAGCACCAACACUUCUCAUUAAAGUUGUGUUUGGUGUCCUAUAUAUAAUGGUUUUUCUAUAUUUAACUAUUCUAUUGCUUCAA